Messenger RNA from Lemur catta (Ring-tailed lemur), 786 nucleotides. It is a transcript of the gene TSLIG1, whose product is annotated as zinc finger and BTB domain containing 8 opposite strand. The record is from RefSeq and is a predicted model, not a curated record. Gene Ontology annotation, cellular component: tRNA-splicing ligase complex. Gene Ontology annotation, biological process: tRNA splicing, via endonucleolytic cleavage and ligation. The transcript has 7 exons. Bases 209 to 748 code for a protein of 179 amino acids. NCBI's taxonomy places the organism in Eukaryota, Metazoa, Chordata, Mammalia, Primates, Lemuridae.
AUUUUAGAGAGAACUAGUGCUGAAACAAGCGCAGAUCAUGUGGUUUUGGCCUUUUAAACAUGCGAUCCAAGCGCCAGGGCCUAGCGUGGCAGUCUUAGAAGCUGAACUACAUCCGUAAGCUCGAGAAUGGCGUCCUGGUUCUUUAAGGGUGUGUGCCAAGGGGCGGAGCCUAGAGCGGAAGUUGUAACUCAUUGCCGAAGUCCGGCAGAUGAAGGGCGGAAGUAGAAUGUCCAAUCGUGCAGUCAUGGCGCAGGAAGAGGCAGAUGUUAGAGACUACAAUUUGACCGAGGAGCAGAAGGCGAUCAAGGCCAAGUAUCCGCCAGUCAAUCGGAAGUACGAAUAUUUGGAUCAUACAGCGGAUGUCCAGUUACAUGCGUGGGGAGAUACUCUGGAGGAAGCAUUUGAGCAAUGUGCAAUGGCCAUGUUUGGUUACAUGACAGAUACUGGGACUGUGGAGCCCCUCCAAACAAUAGAAGUAGAAACCCAAGGAGAUGACUUACAGUCUCUUCUGUUUCACUUUUUGGAUGAAUGGCUUUAUAAGUUCAGUGCUGAUGAAUUCUUCAUACCCCGGGAAGUGAAAGUACUUAAUAUCGAUCAAAGAAAUUUCAAAUUACGGUCAAUUGGGUGGGGAGAGGAAUUUUCAUUGUCCAAGCACCCUCAGGGAACAGAAGUCAAAGCAAUAACAUAUUCAGCAAUGCAGGUCUAUAAUGAAGAGAAACCAGAAGUUUUUGUGAUCAUUGACAUUUAAGACACCAAAAAAGAAAAGAAAAAGACUCCUGGGAAGAA